Molecule: messenger RNA, 534 nt
Organism: Pediculus humanus corporis (human body louse)
Lineage: Eukaryota; Metazoa; Arthropoda; Insecta; Psocodea; Pediculidae
Product: U1 small nuclear ribonucleoprotein 70 kD, putative
Exons: 3
Coding region: 1-534 (177 amino acids)
Biological process (GO): mRNA splicing, via spliceosome
Cellular component (GO): precatalytic spliceosome; U12-type spliceosomal complex
Molecular function (GO): snRNA binding; mRNA binding
Source: RefSeq, a predicted model, not a curated record
AUGAGUUGGACUCCUUUGGCAAUCGAAUAUGAUCCUUUAGCUGUUGGUAGUAUCGAUGGAACGGAUACAGAGCCUCACGACAUGGGAGUAGUUCGGGCUAUUAACAGCGAAUAUUAUUCGGAUACGUCAUUAUCAAGCAAACCGGAAUGUACGGUAUUUGUGGGUCGAUUACAUCCCAAAGUAACAGAAGAUGAUUUGAAAAUUGUAUUUAAAGAAUAUGGAAGAAUAAAAAAAUGUAAUGUUAUAAAAGAUAUUGUUACAGGAGGUUCGAAACAAUAUGCUUUUAUUGAGUAUGAAAAAGAAUCCCAAGCAGACAGAGCAUACAGAAGAGGACAUAAAGCAUUAAUUAGAGGUUUGGAAAUAAUUGUUGAUCGAGAAUUUGGUCGCACGAUGAAAAAUUGGAAACCAAGAAGACUUGGAGGUGGUUUUGGUGGUAGAAAAGAAUCUGGACAAUUAAGAUUCGGAUGUAGGGAUAGACCAUGGAGACCACCGAUUCUACCAGAGAAAGACAAAGAAAAAUCUAGAAAUAAGUGA